Molecule: messenger RNA, 9230 nt
Organism: Dunckerocampus dactyliophorus (ringed pipefish)
Lineage: Eukaryota; Metazoa; Chordata; Actinopteri; Syngnathiformes; Syngnathidae
Product: retinoic acid receptor RXR-alpha-A
Exons: 10
Coding region: 1186-2502 (438 amino acids)
Biological process (GO): cell differentiation; positive regulation of transcription by RNA polymerase II; response to retinoic acid
Cellular component (GO): nucleus; RNA polymerase II transcription regulator complex
Molecular function (GO): zinc ion binding; nuclear steroid receptor activity; nuclear receptor activity
Source: RefSeq, a predicted model, not a curated record
GCUAAAUGAGUCCAUUAACGAUUUAUCGGUUAACUCACCACAACAGCUUUUAUUUUGUUUAAUACGGUUAAGUAAACACAAAAGAAACACUGAAUUUGAUUGUAUUCAUUACAUGCUCUGAGGAACUUGGAACACAUCAUUCAGUUGAACAAGGUUGCAUAUGUAACUUAUUUGUUUAUGAUGGGCCAAUAGUUAGUGUGUACUGGACAGAGUGUCUCUUGUGGAUGCAAGGGAGGCAUGUUUGCUUGCUGUGGGUCCAAACACUGAUCCAAAGUACACUCCUCCACUUACAAUCACGUGCACAACAUACUCAUGUACGCACAUACUGUAGAGCCCUCCCCCCCCUUCCUGCAUGUGUCCCAAGCCUAUGAAUUCCCUUCCUGCAGCACGUAGACACAUCAUAUUUCCCAGUGUUGCUGGACCACCCCAUUCACCUCUGCCCUUCCAAUCAGCCCCCAAGGGUCUCCAAAUUUCUCUGAAAGAUUGCUUGUGCUCCUGCUCCCUGUUCUGAUCUCGUAUUUCUCGAUGUUCACGCCGCUAUGGCUUUGUUUCUUUUGAUUCAACCAUCCGUUGCUCAUUUUACGCGUCUUCCCUUUUACCUUUGCUUUAGGCAAGUUACCCAGAGGAAGAACAAAAAGGGAAUGUCCCAAUUCAGUUCCUGGAAGUUAGGUCCACAUACAGUUGGCCUUCUUUCAUUCUAAACCUCUCAUCCUAGAGCAAAGGAGUCAUAUUCAGAUGGCAGGCGUAUAAUAAAGUAAUUGAAUUAAAUCAAUCCAAAUCCUUGAUGUCAUCGCUCAGUUUACCCCAAUAUGUCAGUGGAAAUUGUUCCUUAGUCUGACGAAUACUGAAAAGGAAUGCAUUUUUUUUACUUAGAUCCCACAAACAUCCAUCAAAUUCUUUUUUUUUUUUUUACUUACCUCUUGAAGCCCAGACAUGGGUUCAAAGUCGUGCACAAUGCUCAGCAGCAUUUGCUGUGGCCCUCAUCCAGUUGUUCUCUCAUGCACAAACACACCAGCGCUCCACCAUGGUUUUCUGUGCUAAGUGCUUCCGCGAUACAAAUGGAAAUCAUCCAUCAUCCACCAACAAGUGUCAGAUAGUUCAUCUGAAUGGCAGAACAAGAAAGACGAGAACACGUCAGGUCAGGUGAGCUCUUCACCCCUGGGCUCACCCACCUCCCACCGAGGAAUGCACCCAUCUCUGCUCAGUCCAACGACCAUGGGGCCCUCCGGAUCUCUUCACUCUCCCAUCAGCACGCUGAGCUCGCCCAUGAAUGGCCUGACCUCGCCCUUCUCUGUCAUCAGCUCGCCCAUGGGGCCCCACUCCAUGACCUCACCCGGCAUGGGCUACGGCCCCAGUGUCAGCCCCCAGAUGUUCCAGCUGAACUCUCCAAUGAACUCGGUCAGCAGCACAGAGGACAUUAAGCCCCCGCUGGGUCUCAACGGUGUGAUGAAAGUGCCCGCCCAGCCCUCUGGCACAGCGCUGUCGCUCACCAAACACAUUUGCGCCAUCUGUGGUGACCGUUCCUCAGGUAAACACUAUGGUGUGUACAGCUGUGAGGGCUGCAAAGGCUUCUUCAAAAGGACAGUGCGCAAAGACCUCACCUACACAUGUCGCGACAACAAGGACUGCGUCAUUGACAAGCGCCAGAGGAACCGGUGCCAGUACUGCCGCUACCAAAAGUGUUUAGCCAUGGGCAUGAAGAGAGAAGUGUUAUUACAUGCAGCCGUUCAGGAGGAGCGCCAGCGAGCCAAGGACAAGAAUGAGAAUGAGGUGGAGUCGACCAGCUGCGCCAAUGAGGACAUGCCCGUUGAGAAGAUUCUGGAAGCCGAGCAGGCAGUGGAACCCAAGACGGAGACCUACAUUGAGACCAGCCUUGGUGUUCCUUCCAACUCGCCCAAUGACCCAGUGACAAAUAUCUGUCAGGCUGCGGACAAGCAGCUCUUUACAUUGGUUGAGUGGGCCAAGAGGAUUCCCCACUUCUCUGAGCUGCCGCUGGACGAUCAGGUCAUCCUUCUACGAGCAGGUUGGAAUGAACUCCUCAUUGCGUCAUUUUCGCACCGCUCAAUAGCUGUAAAAGACGGGAUUCUGUUGGCGACCGGGCUGCACGUCCACCGCAACAGCGCUCAUAGUGCCGGAGUGGGAGCCAUCUUUGACAGGGUGCUCACAGAACUGGUGUCGAAGAUGCGGGAUAUGCAGAUGGAUAAGACAGAACUGGGGUGCCUUCGAGCAAUAGUCCUUUUCAACCCAGACUCCAAGGGUCUGUCAAACCCAAGUGAGGUAGAAGCUCUGAGAGAGAAAGUCUAUGCGUCUUUAGAGGCCUACUGCAAACAGAAGUACCCGGAACAGCCUGGCAGGUUCGCCAAGCUGCUGCUGAGGCUACCGGCGCUGCGCUCCAUUGGCCUCAAGUGUCUGGAGCACUUGUUCUUCUUCAAGCUCAUAGGCGACACCCCCAUCGACACCUUCCUCAUGGAGAUGCUAGAAGCUCCCCAUCAAAUGACAUAAUAGCAGAGAUCUCCCUUAUUAUUCAAGCCCUUGGUCAGAAGCAGCAGGGUGCUUUUUUUUUUAAACGUCCAGACUCCACCAAGAGACAAAUCAUGUGAUGACUUUCCCUCGCUCACCCCCCCGAAACUACAAGCUCAUGAUGGGUGUGUUUUUAUACCUUGUAAAGUUCUAUAAAUAAGAAAUCUAUAUAUAUGAAUGAGAUGCGGUAGACAGAAGACAAACGCAAUGUACUGAGCCAUCGUUGGCGUUUUCCCAACAUCUUGACAAGACGAUUCAGCAUCCUAACACAGUGGGGGCGUGAUGAUGGGACACCACACCCUGUGAGCGGGACAAUCUCUGUGUAGACCUCUUGCUGUCAUCAGGACUGACUCAAAACAACGUCUGCUUGAGGAACUCAACUGGACGCAACACGUCUUGCACUAGUUGUUUUUGUUUUCUUUGUUUUUUUCUUUUUUAAAAAAAAAAAAAACAAAGGUGUCAGCUUUCUGGGAUCUCGACCGGACUUCACAGGUGUGCUACCGAUACUGCAAGCGAUCAAGAACCUCAGGUGUCUGGCCCUGGUCCAAACCAAUCCAACCAUGUCUUACUGUAUCAACACUGUGCAACAACAUUGGCGAGGGUGAGUCGGCAUAUUCGCCUCAUCAGGAAAACGUUGAGAUGUGGGUCCGGUUAGGGGCGGGGGGACGGGGAGGGGUGUUUUGUAAGUACAAUCUGCACAGUGGUUUGUGCACACAGGAAGAAGCCAGGCUGUUGUCAGUGACGCUACAUGCCACCGACAACUGGCAUUCGAACAGUCUGCCUUUUUUUUCUUUUUUUUCAAGUUGGAAUGCGACAUUCGAGCUAAUGAUGUCACCUCUAGUCAUUUCACCAGCCGCCCCCCUCCUCAACCAACCUCCGCUCAACACUGCAGGUGUGAGCCUCUCGACAUCACCUCAUAUCUUUCUUGGCAGGAAGUUACAACCAUAAACAGUAUUUUGUUUUUCUCCAUUUCAGAGCAGCACUGCACGAUUACCUCAACUUGUCGCCCCUUUUCACCGUGAACAGUAUAGAGAGAAGCGCUUGUCAUUGCAGCAUUGAGUGUUUGUUUGUUUGUUACUUUGCACUUAACCUCAUGACAGAGCGCAAUCAACCUCCAAGGUGGGAAUUUGGCCCGCGGCCCAAUCAGGAAAGCCUCCCAGUGGGACAAACAAUCACUGUCUCUCUGCACCGUUCACCCAAACUAUGAAAUAUGGCCGUGUUUGCUACAAACAUGCUCUUAUUCUGCAUUUUUACUGCACACCGGUUUGGUUCCUUCAUUUUUUCAUGACAGCCACAUUUGUCUUCUCACCUCCCUAAUUCAUUGUUGACUUUACCGUAUUUUCCGGACUAUAAGUUGCAUCAGUCCAAAAAACAAAUAUAAAUUGCACUGGACCAUAAGUGACAUUUAUUGAGAAGUACGUUUCACAAAAUUCGAGGCCGAGAACAGACAUCUAAUCGAGAAAGGCAAGGUAUCAACUACGUGAUAGCACACAGGCCAACAGGCUGAGUCGGCGUCCGGUAUGUUAACGUAACACAUUAACAGUUAUUCAGCUACAGCAUCAAGAACAAACCCGGGAGGCUGGAAAGGCUAAAUUAACGUAAAAAAGCCAGCGAGUCCAACGACCGGUAAGGAAGUUCACCAAGUUCCCGAUCACAUUCCACAUCACCGAAUCCAUUGAAUUCUUCCCAAGCCUUCUCACGGCUGUCGACGGUAAUGUUCACUCCUCGGUCGGUAUGAAUUAUUAUUUUACAACAUGUUAAAUAUUUUAUAUACAGUGGUUAGAGUGUUUUAAUGCUAAAGUCGAAAAUGUACACCAAAAUAAUGCCUCGGUUUGUGUGUAUAUACAUUUAAAAUUGUUUUCUACAUGGAAGAAUGUAAUUGUAAAACUAUAAAAAUGUUUGUUGUGUUAACAUUUUUGGCUUUCUAGAAGGGAUUGAUUGGAUUUACAUUAUUUCUUAUGGGGAAAUUGAUUCAGCUAGAGUACGUUUUGGUUAGCGUCGGACCUGCUGGGACUGAUUCCGACGCUAACCAAAGGUCCACGGUAUGUAUUUUGAUAUAUAAGUGUCACUUAUAGUCCAGAAAAUACGAUACUUGGGAAGCAAUCAGCUUUUGUUUUUUUUAGCACUCAUUUGUAUAUACAGUAGAUGAUGGAAGUUAGCAUUGUAAUUAAUAACUAAAAAAAAGAGAGAAAAAGAACACUAAACAAUAGAAUUUCAUGGAUUGUCUUUUUAUCGACGUGUUCACCAGUCUUUCCUAAGCACUUUGAUGCAGUCGGGACCUGAGCACUGUGUUUUGUUCAUACGAAGGAGGUGCAACAGUACGUGAUUAGCGUAACAUUUUCACAUGGUUCUUCAAAUUGGCUCAACUUGAUUGAAAAGCACACAAAGGAGCAACAGGGCCACACUGAAAAGAAGAAAAAAAGAACGAUAACGUUCCAAGGUUACAGCCAUGACCUUGCCACCAUAAAUUUGUAUGAUUUUGGCGAACAAAUUCAGUUUAUUGUGAAAUAAAAUUAGGAAAUUCAAGUUGUAAUAACAAGAUAAAUACUUUUAUUCUUCUACUGCACACAUUUUCAUACAAUAAUGAGAACAAAGUUGCAGUGUUUUUGCGGAGUUUUUUGUCAUAGUAUAUUAUGUUGUGGUUAUUAAAAUUUUGAUAAUUUGACAACUUUUUUCACGCCACAUUACAAUUUUUUAUAUAUUUUUUUUAAUCCUGGAGCAGGAGUGUUCUCGCAAGAUUAAGAUUUUAUGUCUUGACCCUUUUUCAUAUGACACGACUUUACUCUUGCAACAUCCUGAAGUUUUAUACGACAUAAUUCGGCUGCAUUCUCACAACGUUGCGACUUUAGAACUUUAUUCUUGUAACAUGGCGACUCUUUCCGACAAUAUUUUAAUUCUUUCAAUAUUACGACUGUAUUCUUUUGCCUCCGAGUUUUUCGCACAACAUAACAACCGUAUUCUGUCAGUAUUACGAUUUUGAUUCUAACAAUACGACUUGUAACGGCUUUAUUCUCACAUUAUGAAUGUUUGCCCAUUUUCUCUUAUGAGAUCGCAACUUCAUUGUGACAAUACGAUGUUGGUCUCCUAAUUAUACGACAUUUUACGUUUGAACUUAAAUCUCAGUACGACCUUACUUUUGUAUUAUUACAACUUAUUCAACAUAUUGCGAUUUAAUCCGAUCAAUAUUAAGUUAUUUUUGUGUCCUUCUCAAAAAAUUACAUCUUUUUGCUCAUUUUCUUCUCCGAACUAUAAAACUUUCUCCUCACAAUCGUACGAUUGAAUUUUUUCAAUAUUAAUACUUAAGUCUUGUACCAGAUACGGGAAUACACAGUACAUCGUUAUUCUCACAAUAUCCUGGUUUUGUUUGUAGUUGUCCUGUAUAAACGCAAUAUUUCCGACUCUAUUCUCGUACCUACGCAACUUUGUUGUCGGAACAUUCAGACUUUCCUCGCAACCUUUUGCCCGUUGCCUGACAACUUAGUUGUCGGAAUAUUUCGACUUUCUCACAAUAGUGUGAUUUAACUCUUUCUAUGUUAUGACUUAGUGUUUGUACCUUUACGAGUUGUUCUAAGAAGAGUAUUCUAGCUACACGACUUUUUCUUGUAAUAUUCAAUUUAGUUUAUUCUCGCAAGAUCACAACUUUAUUACAGUUUCUUCCCCCAUAAACACUACAGCUUAAUUCUAGUGUGUACAAUUAUGCAAAUUCGACAAAUUUAUGUCAAUGUACGACUUUAUUCUCAUAAUAUCGCACCUUUUUCUUACAAAACAGUACAACCAUUAUUCUCAAAAUGUUCCCUUUUUUUUUCCUUUUCAGUCUUGCCCAAAUACUCCUUUGUUGUCUUUAUUCUGACGGCACCCGGACAAAAUGACCAUUUGAGCAUGUAAGGUUGACACUUAAUUGAUCGCAAAAAGAAAUUCAUGACAUGUUUACAUAAUUAGCUUCUGAUUUGGAUCCCCUUUCACACAAGGCCUUGGUUGAGCCCAUCUGGAGGUGUCCUUUCAGCCCCUCCAUUCGAGCAGGAAAGAAGCAAACAGCUGUCAAGUGGUGUUAAACAAUAAUCUACGAGCUCCCUCUAGUGGGGGGAAUCAGCACUGCAACGCCAAUCGCUUUACGCUUCAUUUUGGAAAGGAAGGCAGCACUUUCUCACAGGGUUUGGGUCAAAUGUUUUUAAUUUGAAUUCAGACUGACAGGCUUUGUGUUUUGUAUUGCCAAAAAAAAAGAGAAAAAAUAGCAAUAACUUUUCAUGACUUAUUGGCGUGUCUCAGCAGCCUGUAUUAUUAAUACGAGUACAAACUAUCCAGGUGACAGUAUUGACUGCCAGGUAUGAGCUCAGUUUACAGUAUUUAUAUAUUAAAAGUACAAAAAAAAAGCUUUUUUUUUUUUUUUUUUUUUUUUUUAGUGUUACAGUUUUUUUGUCAAAAUUUUGGACUAAUUAGACAUUUGUUUUGUUUUGGGGUUUUUUUUCCGAAAUACUAAUUAAAAAUGCAAAUUGUCUUUGUUGACUGUGAUCAGUGAUGCAGGUCUUUUAAGCCAUAAAAUGUGGACAAUGAGUGAAAAAUAAAAAACCCAAUUUAGAACGAGAACUUCAUGGAUGCUUUAGAAAGUAAAGCUUAUAUUUUGUUAAUAUGUAUAUGUGUAUAUAUUCAUAAAUAUAAAUAUAUGGGAAGAUGUGUUCCAAUAUAGAAAGAGGGAGAGGAGUCUGUCAGACCAAACUAUUCCACACCAGAGUUGUUGGUGUUUUUACUCAAUUAUCAGUGGGCGCUUUUAUGCAUUGCAGCCUUUCUCAAAAAUGAUUUUUAAAAAAAAAACACAGCAGAACCCCUGUAGCUCUAAAUGUAAGAAGCUUUUCAGCAGUUUAUGGGACCUCAAAAAAGAAAUAUAUGCGUGUGUGUGUGUGUGUGUGUGUGAGAGAGAGAAAGAAGACGAGAGACUUUAAACCCUCAAAAAUGUAUGUUUUACUUGGCAAUUGUUGAAAAAAAUGUCAUCGGGAAAAAGCUGAGCUUGUGACACAAUCACUGCUUUUUUUGUUGCAUAGACGGUAAAAUAUGUCAAUGUUGAAAAAAGAUCUAUUUUUGUACAAAGGUAAUUUUAUCCCUGGCUUAUGGACUCUUUUUUUCCUGUUUUUGUGGGCUGUUGCGGAACGCUCCGGAGAGCAAAAAGUGGACAAUGUCAAAGAGGAGGUGUUGCUGAAAGUGUCGCUUUUACGUUGUCGUGUUGAAGCCGUCGCUGCAAAGUGACAAACGUCCUCUGUCAUACUUUUGUGUCUACUUUUAAGGAGAUGGAAUUUUUGUCAUCUGUUCUUUGUGCGUUGUCCUCUGAUGUUCUUUUGUGGACAGACAAAAAAGGUAUUAAAAAAAAAAAGAAAAAAAAAGAACAAAGUGAACAUGACUGGUGUGUAUUGUUGAGGAUGUACAUGUGCUUCACGUGGGAUGAUUGUGAGGUACUGUCCACUCCAUACCCAAAUGUCAUUACCCUCUUACUAGGGGUGUCAUGACACACGAAGCUCACGAGAAGAGACGAUGCACGGACGCUGGGUUCAUGAGAACGAGACAAGACGAGUCAAUAUUUUAACAGUACGUUUAAGAAAACUACACUGACAAAAUAUAAGACUGGACAAACGCCUUUUUCUUUAACUGAGUCACAAAACAAGGCAGGUACGUGUUGACAUGUUUUAUAACCAUGUAUGCGUGACUUUAAGCGUGAUGCUUUUAACCAGUGAACUUUUUUCUACAAAUUGAAACAAAAAUGAUAAAAGUUAAAAUAAUGAUAGCAGGCAUACAUCGCCAUUUACCAGGACUGGGACUCAGACCUCAAGUUAUUACCCACUACGCCAAUCAGCCACUGAAAAAAAUGAACUUUGACAUAAAACAUAAGUGUCAGGUAGUAUACUGUAUGUGAGUUCCUCAUCGGCAGCCUUAAUUGUUCCAGCUUGUAGUUGAACAAUGCCAGCUCACUGUUUUUGUCUUAUCUACUUGUCUUUGUCUGUUUACAUCAGGGCUGUCCAGCUGUCCUUUGGCAUUUAUUACUGGAAAUAAACAAUUUAUAAUAAUAAUUUUAAAAAAACAUAUACAUACAUAUACAUUUAAAUACAAAUCUUUGUGUUUUUACUGUAUUAGUAUCAACAUUUUAGCUUUUUGCUGUUACAUUAUGCCUUUUUGCUUUCCACUUUUUCUGGGUUUUUUCAAAUUUUAUUUCUACCAUGAGCUACAUUUCACCGAUGGCCCCCGCGCCACACUUUGGACCUCCAUCGAUGUUUCACCAGGAAGACAAGGUGUUGCCAGGCGAUGGAGGAGUGUGCCUUCUUGGCUCUUUCACUGGUCAAAGGGUUGGGUUGCAUUGUGGAGGGGUUUAUGCCGCUUUCAGACUAGCAUUGCAUGGUGAUACUUCUGCACAAUCGGAGGCUCCACUCCAGCUCACCCACGCGGCAGACACUCACCUUUGUUGACCACUUGUAUUCAAUGACUGAAUAACUGCACGACGCAAGAAACACUUCCUGUUAAAAUUGUAUAAAAAUAAUAAUAGUCAUCAUGAUAAUAAUAACAUGGGCUCCGUUGUGGCCGUACUCCAGCUCUGAAUCCUCGAUGUCACUUCCUGCCCGUGCGUCCGGAAGACAUUUAUUGAAGCACACACGAGCAUGAGUCAUAUUCAUGUCUUAUUGGCUUAUUUUCGCUGAUUAAAUGUACUAUAUUGGGUAAUAUGAGUGUAAAGA